ACAAAAAUGGCGACUACUUCUGCUGGAACUUCGUCGAACGAGAUGCAAAAUCCUCUUCAACAGGCAUUUUCGGAUCGUUUAAAACGCAUCUAUCCUGCUGUAAAUGAAGAGGAGACACCACUACCCAAGUCUUGGAGUCCAAAGGACAAAUUCAACUACAUCGGACUGUCACAAAACAAUCUGAGAGUUCACUACAAAGGGGUUGGCAAGAACCACAAAGAUGCAGCAAGCGUGCGUGCCUCUCACCCCAUACCAGCAUCAUGCGGCAUUUAUUAUUUUGAGGUCAAAAUCAUCAGCAAAGGACGAGAUGGAUACAUGGGUAUUGGUCUCUCAGCUCAGGGUGUCAACAUGAACAGAUUACCAGGUUGGGAUAAACAUUCAUAUGGUUACCACGGUGAUGAUGGCCACUCGUUCUGUUCAUCUGGGACUGGCCAACCAUACGGUCCGACAUUCACCACCGGAGAUGUGAUCGGCUGCUGUGUUAAUCUCAUCGAAAAUACAUGUUUCUACACAAAGAAUGGUGUCAACCUCGGUAUAGCAUUCUUAGAUCUACCACCUAAUCUCUACCCCACUGUAGGCCUUCAGACACCAGGAGAAGUGGUCGAAGCAAACUUUGGUCAACAUCCAUUUGUGUUUGACAUAGAAGACUAUAUGAAGGAAUGGCACAUGAAAACUCACACCACAAUCGACAGGUUCCCUGUUAGUGAUAUCAAAGGAGAAUGGCAAACAGCACUACAGAAAAUUGUCUCCACAUAUCUGGUCCACCAUGGUUACUGUGCCACAGCGGAGUCCUUCGCUCGCAGCACUGGACAAGCUUUCCAAGAGGAACUGGCUUCCAUCAAAAACAGACAAAGAAUCCAGCGACUAGUAUUAGGAGGGCGAAUGGGAGAGGCAAUAGACACUACACAACAACUAUACCCAGGACUAUUAGAACGUAAUGCAAAUCUCCUAUUCAUGCUCAAAUGUAGACAAUUUAUCGAAAUGGUCAAUGGGACGGAUAGCGAGGUGCGUGGGGCAGCUAUACGCAGUCCUCGCUCGCGUCAUGGCAGCGGGAGUAACAAAUCAAGUCCUAGCAUGAGUCCUGUUCACCACACUCACCUUCAUACACACCGAUCUACUGCUAGUGGGACGUUAUCGGGCAACUCUAGCCCAAACAGGAUUAUCACAACUAAAGGACAGCACACAAACAAUAGCAGUAACAGUAGUAAUUCACAACAGAAUGACUUGCAAACUAUAUCAGAGUCUGAGAUGAAUGCAGCAAAUGUGGCGCUAAAUGGCGAGUCUAGUUCACGGCUGACGGAUAGUGAUGUGGAGAUGGAGGAUGAAAGGGUGGUUAGUAAUGGCACAUCGUCUAGUAAUAGUACCAAUGGAAUCAUGAACGGGAGUAGUCUCCUCAUGGAUGAGGAAUGUGACAUGGAAGUGGAGCAGUCAACCUUGUCCAAGCGUCAGCUGUGCGGUGGAUCCCAGGCCGCUAUAGAGAGGAUGCUGCAGUAUGGCCGUGAACUCCAGGCCAUGAGCGUACAGCUGAGAAGAGAGUACGGCAAAAACGAGGCCAAUAAAAAAGCUCUACAGGAUGCAUUUAGUCUGCUGGCUUACUCGGAUCCAUGGAGCAGUCCUGUAGGAAAUCAGUUAGAACCAGUCCAAAGAGAACCAAUAUGCGCUGCUCUAAAUAGUGCCAUACUAGAAUCGCAUGGUUUACCCAAGCAACCUCCUCUAGAACUAGCAAUCGGCCAGACUACCGAGUGCAUGAAGCUUAUGUCCAAAGCCGGCAUUGGAUCAUGUGCCUUCGCCAGUAUAAAUGACUAUCUACACUAGCUUCCAGUCUCUUCCGAAACUCAGUAACUAUUACACCAUUAGCGCAUCAGCCGUUGCAACAAGAUAGGAUUUGCCUUGUCUGGGGUGUACCUUGAAUCCGGAACAUUCCAAUUGAUUGGGUUAACCAGGUUAUCCCGGGACUAGUCAACUGUUGACAAGUUUUAUCUUCUGUGGACAAAUGUUCAGUCUAUAUAUUCCCUAAGAUUGCGGAGCAGGGCUAUCAACUCGGGUUCAUUUGUCUGACAAGUGUGCCAUCUAAAGUUCAUGUGACACACCAAACUGUUAGUUUUUGGUUAACCCAUUGAACAAAUGCAUAGAACAGGGGAAUCGUCCUGUUAAGCAGUAUAGCCUGUAUGUUUGUCCACUUUUACCUUGAGCCUGGGUAAGGUCACUGGUGUCAGCUGUCGGAUACUGGUUCGGCAGGCUGGCGACCGUGAGAAAUGGUAUUACUCUUCGCAUAAUUGGAACUGUCUGCGUGAUUAUGUGUCACCUGGAUAUGAGGUCUUGUUUUGUUGCAGCAGUUGUUUUGAUUGGUGCAUAUUGUGUCAUCAUGAAAUUAUGGGACGCUCUGGAGAAAGUCGUGCAGGAUAGGUUCUCUAUGGAGCAAUAUCUGGCUUGUUGAAGCCUGCUUGAACAUUAGUCAGUAUGCAGAGCUGUGGAAAGGUCUGUUCAAAAAUCACCUUGGAGCCACAAGACUGUUGCGAGUAACUUUGCAAGUUCAUAAUCAUACAAUGUCACUUGUACAUUCAACAUGUGUUUGUUCAGAGUGUUGUAUGCAGUAACCUCCUAUGGACUUGACGGUACCCUUAUUUAGUAUCAGCAGAAAAUUGUAAAUGACCUUCUCGAAAUAUAUCAUAUUGGAACUUUAGAUGCGAAAAGUUUAAAAUUUUUGGGUUUUAGUAACUUUUUUUGGUUAAAUAGACACCCCCACUCCACAAAAGGUUCAGAAGAAAUUUAACUUCAGGUAAAAAGGAUAGAGAUUUGAUGGUCAGUUUUGUACUCCACAGUGUUUGAAGCGGGUUCUCAGCUGCUGAAGUGAUAAAUUGUAACAUUGUGAGACUUCCCUGUUUAAAUAGUGAUAUCAGUUUCGUAUCGUGAAAACCUCUGUGCCAACUAGAGCGUGGUUGUUCACACAGCUUCAGGUGCUUAUACUGAUGUUAUGCAGUGAACAGAUUUUACUGUUAGGGAGUGCAAAAAGGUGGCGAGAUAUUGUCUUGAAAAAUGCAAUAGGCCAGUUGAAAAUGUGAUGAUGAAAAAGCAGCAGAGGCUUGCCUUUUCGGUCGGAGACCUAUUGGAACAAAAGAGUCAUCUGGGCAGACCCUGACGCUGGUUCCUCAUUCUCAGGACUGCAUCUGUGGGUGUCCUAUCUGUGAUUUAGAAAUGGCAGUUAAAAGUUGGGAACGAGUUUACAAUCCCCGAUCACGGCCCAAAAAAGGUCAUCAAUUGACGAAAUAAGUGCCACUGUUCAAUGGAUGUGUAGUUGAAUGCGAUCAAAUUACGUCAUAUCCAUUCGGAAAUUGUAAAUUCUAACCGAAAGUUGAAAGCCAGGUACAGAAGACAUCAAUGAGUAAGUUGGUUCAAAAGUAGUUCAAAUACUUAUAUAGUGCCAAGCGUAGAAGGUUAUCUGGUGGCAAGUACCAGGUGUGUCUCCAUAUAUUGUGUAAUGAGUGUAUGAUGUAUAUUCUCAGGACAACUACCCAUUGCUGUUGUAAGUUUAUUCAGAAUUUUAUAAAUCCUGUCUUUUUUGUACAUAUUUCAUUCAGAUUAUGAUGUGGUAGUUGUGAUGAGGUUGCAGUGGUUUAUUGUCAAUAUGAAAGAGUCUAUUGAACCACUGCUCGCUGCAGUCUUGGUUGGGAAUAAAUGCCAUUUUUGGCUCGGCACACUCUUGUGCUUGGGUAGUAGGGUUCAACCAUUAAGUACAUUUACAAAACAUCAUUUGGGGCCUUUGUCAGCUUGAGGAGCAUUGUCAUGUGACCUAAGUACAGUUCCCUUGUCAUGAAGUUGGCAGGUGAUAUCGUGACUUUAGGGGUCUGUGAGUGUGUUUGGCUUGCCGGCUUUAUGAUAGCUGUUAGUGUGUAUACAUCCUUAAUGGUUGAUCUCUCAUAGCCUAUGGAUCUUAAGGCGAGAUCCAAGCUGUCUGGUUAACCUCUUCUGGAUCUCAGCUUGGUUCAGACUUGCAGUAGGCCUUGGCUCUAGGAGGUCAUCUUACUCUAAGGGUUUUCACAAGUCUUGAGAGGUUGAAGGUGAUGGUGCCUAUUGUAACCAUCUGGGAGGGACUGGUUGAGGGCAAGAAACUGAAAGUGUAUGUUGAAGUUAACUGCUUCUCGUGUGUUAUUGUAGAUUAAAGUGAGAGAUGGCAGUAAGUUGGCACAUAGAUCAUCAUCCAUCGCUAUGCAUGUUCUCUUCUCGCCAAGGUUUUGAUAUAAAUGAAUGAUAAAUUAUUUCUGCACUAAUUAUGGUUAUUUUUGUAAAAAUAAACCACGAUACGAUUUCAAUUUGAUGGAAGUAGUCGGGAAAUCACUGAUAAAUUUGACUUGUGUAGAGUUGAGGACUUUUUUAUCAUUUGUACCAGGGUAGUGGCAGAUUAUAGCAUGUUACGGUGUCGGACAUAUUGAUGUGGAAGGAGGUGAAGGCACCACCAGAUCUUUAAACAACCUCUCAUUAUCAUCAGACCAACUUGAUUUGUGAUGUCAUUUAAAGGCGAUAAGAUGCAAAUUUUACCAUGUUGACCUCCAGAAAACAAUCAAAAAUUAAAAAGGGUCCAUUUCCUUUCAACGGUGUGUAUUUGGUGUAAUUGAGCAGUCUGUGGUAAAGACAUGCUGCUAUCAUGCCCAGUACCUGAUUGCUGUGUUGGUUUGGUAGUAGGAUUAUGAUGACAGAGAAUGAUGGCAUCACCUGGGGAAAGAGUAGGCUGAGUACAGUUACAAAUGGUAUUGUUAUGAUUGCCCAAAUUCUUAGGUAGUCCACCCAUGAUAUAUAUCACAAUUCAAAAAUGUAGAUUUUUAUCUUGCACCCUGAUUUCCUAUCAUAUGUCAAAUUGGUUCGUUAUUCUGGUUAUUAUAGCAAUGAAUGAUGUAAAUGUACCAAAACAUACGAUUCAUAAUAAAACUAAAAAUGCAAUGAAAUGA
Molecule: messenger RNA, 4943 nt
Organism: Lineus longissimus
Lineage: Eukaryota; Metazoa; Nemertea; Pilidiophora; Heteronemertea; Lineidae
Product: ran-binding protein 9-like
Exons: 11
Coding region: 7-1815 (602 amino acids)
Molecular function (GO): protein binding
Source: RefSeq, a predicted model, not a curated record